This is a messenger RNA of Vitis vinifera (wine grape), 1252 nucleotides long. Its product is annotated as nascent polypeptide-associated complex subunit alpha-like protein 1. Gene Ontology annotation, biological process: protein targeting to membrane. The transcript is spliced from 4 exons. Lineage: Eukaryota; Viridiplantae; Streptophyta; Magnoliopsida; Vitales; Vitaceae. Gene Ontology annotation, cellular component: nascent polypeptide-associated complex; cytoplasm. The coding region runs from base 437 to 1045 and encodes 202 amino acids. The record is from RefSeq and is a predicted model, not a curated record.
CUUUACCAAUCUUCACCCAACCCCUGAAAAUCCUAAUUCUAAUUCCAUUCUUCAUUUUACUCAUCACCUUUGUCCUUGAAAAAAAAAAAACAAAAAAAAUAAAGGAAAAAUAUAUCAUAUGUGUAGACCAUCCCAUCCAUAACUUUUAUGGCAUAACUUGAAUCUAAUUUUAAUUUCAAUACCAUUCAUACUUGUUGAAAAGCAGAAUCAAUGAUAUGAUCCCACAUACAUAAAUUUAUUUCACUUAUCUCUUGUUUUUAUCUUGUUAUCAUUUUUUUUUUACCUAAAUUGGGUUAAGGCCGGACCAGUGAGAGACCCGAUCGGACCCGGAGUGGCUUCCACACGUGCCUAUAAAACUUCAUUUUCAAUUGUAGGGGGUUUUGAAAUCUAGGGUUUUAUUGUCUUCGUCUUCUUCUUCUUCUUCGACUCACACACCAUGACUGCUCAGACCCAAGAAGAGCUCUUGGCAGCUCAUCUCGAAGAACAAAAGAUUAAUCCUGAUGAGCCUGUGGUUGAGGAUGAAGAUGAUGAAGAUGAUGAUGAUGAUGAUGAUGAUGAUGACAAGGAUGAGGAUGACGCUGAAGGACAAGAUGAUGGAAGUGGUAGGUCAAAGCAGAGCAGAAGUGAAAAGAAGUCUCGCAAGGCAAUGUUGAAACUUGGAAUGAAGACAAUUCCAGGUGUCAGUCGUGUUACCAUAAAAAAAAGCAAGAAUAUUCUCUUUGUCAUCUCGAAGCCAGAUGUGUUCAAGAGCCCAACUUCAGACACUUAUGUAAUAUUUGGCGAGGCAAAGAUUGAGGAUUUGAGUUCACAACUGCAGACUCAGGCUGCAGAGCAGUUCAAGGCUCCCAAUGUGCAUCCUGCGGCUGCACAGCCAGAGACAGCUGCUGUGGUUCAGGAUGAUGAAGAGGUUGAUGAGACUGGUGUGGAGCCCAAGGACAUAGACUUGGUGAUGACACAGGCUGGUGUUUCAAGAUCUAAGGCUGUCAAGGCUCUCAAGGCUGCUGAUGGGGACAUAGUUUCUGCAAUCAUGGAACUAACAAACUGAGACUCAAUUUCGUAUGGUUUGGUCUUGUUCAGAUGAGCAGCAAACAUUUUCUCUUCUAUGUUUUUCCUUGGGAGGAUUUUAGGUUGAAGUUUUGGUCCUUUUGGAUGUUAAAUUCAUCUUUAUUUUUCCUUCUGGUUUCCUUCAAAUACUGUUUACAUUUGCGCUUUUUCAGGAUAAUUAUUGAAGUAGGCCAAGGCUGUUCCAGCA